Funneliformis mosseae is the source of this 1353-nucleotide messenger RNA. The record is from the annotation of a GenBank genome assembly. NCBI's taxonomy places the organism in Eukaryota, Fungi, Glomeromycota, Glomeromycetes, Glomerales, Glomeraceae.
AUGGCGAAGGGAGAUAACAACCGUGAUGCAGAAGAACGCAAUGAAGAUGGAAGAUCCGGAAGAGGUGCUCGUGAUACUGGUAAUAACGGUAACGGUUACCCUAAAGGAGUUCGUAGAGAAGGUGGUGGAAGAGGAGAACGUAUACGUGGAGAAGGGGGAGGUCGGAGACGCGAUAGAAAACCAAAGGAAUCUCCCUCAGGGUCUCUGACGACUCCAACACCCGACCACCUGCCCAAAUCCUUUUAUCAAGCACCUGUUAUUUUAGAACGUAAACCUCAAGCUACUAGUCCCUCUCAACCUUCCAUAUUGACAAAAAAAGCAUCAGAAACUUCUGCCCAAACUUCUCGUUUUACACCAGUUCAAGAAGAAACAUUUAGUCGAGUUACCCCAGUUAUUGCUCCACGUGUAGAAAUCAAAUCUAUUAAUACGCGAGGAAAAUCACUUGAGAGACCGUUUGUUAAAAUGGUUAAUGAGAAGGGAAUGUUUAAUAAUGAAUCCGUCUUAAAGGUUGGUGUAUUUGGACCACAAGGAUCGGGAAAAUCUACCGUUAUUUCUACCUUAUGUCAAGAUCCGCAGAAUGCAUUUUCGAGUCAAUCGAUAGAUGCCUUGAACUUUGCAAGUCACGAAACAAUUGGAAUCGAUAUUCAUGUCACACCUGAAAAAAUUCCAAUUUCUAGCCUCUCAGUUUUGGAACACGCGAUCAGAAACGAUUAUAUUCCUGAGAAUAUGACACCUGAGGUUUGGCUUGAAUUACAGUCUCUCCAACUUGCCGUAUUUCUAUUUUCUGUUUGUAAUGUUGUUAUAGUUGUUACUGAAAGCAUUGAUUAUUCUACAUGGAAUUUUUUGAAGAAAGCUGAAAUGUUGAAAUAUAGGAUUCCCGAAUUUCCAACAGUACCAUCAUUGGCUUCGACUGACAACGGAAUCGAAUAUUAUCCUGAUAUCGAGUAUACAACUGUCAAAUACGAUCUCAUGUGUGAUAUGUUGAUUAAAAUGUUUCAAGAAUCUAAUUUAAAGAUUUUUGGCACGGUCUCCUUGGCCAAAACUUUGACUACGUAUAAACGUUCCGAUGAUCAUCCGAUGCCAAACUUAUUUCUUUUACCUUUCGAGAAUCAGCCUAUUAACGUUAAAGGAAAAGGAAUGGCUUCUAACCAUUUGAAUGUACCAGAUACAUUUUUAGUUUUGGCAGAAUCAAUGAGAGACCAAAUAUUUGAAUUGCCAAAAAAAAUUGGCAAAAAGGGACAAGUUUCCGAAAAAGAAUGGUUCAGAAGUGCCAUGAAAGCUUGGGAUUUAGUUCGUAAAUCCGAGUUCAUUACAGAUUAUGUAAAGUUUUCGCAUAAAUUAAGGGACAUGUGA